CCCGCCCCGCAGCCCGUCGACGUAGUUCGGUGAGCUCUUCCCGUGCAUCGGGAUCGUCUCACGAACAAAACUCGUUUCCCGCAUAUAUUCCCGCUCCACCUCCCGCUCCUGCUCAACAGAAUCCGGGGGUCAUGCCAGUUGAACUAUUGGUUCAACAACCGGGUCGAGAGCAUCUCCCGGUUCUCCAUCCCACCCCACGACGAGGACAUAGCACUUGGUUCACCAAGUCGAGUAAUGGCAUUAGCAGGAGCAUCAACCAGAUGAUGUAUUCCAUGCUCCAAAUUGGAUAUACGAAGUGGAGUGAGAUCCCUCAAGAAGACCAAGAGUUGUGGUUUCGUCAAUUUGCGCAAGAGUUCAACUGGCACCCCGAUCACACGGAAACAGUCCGUAUUAGAUUCAAAGCUAAGGCCAUGGACUCUUAUACAAAGCAGGUGAAUGCGUGGAAGAAAGUUUGGCAGAAGAACAAGAGGCCACGGAACAUCAACGGGAGGGUGUUCGAGCAGUUGGUAGCUCAUUGGCAGAAGGACGAAACUGCAGAGACGUCUUCUAGGAACUCUAAGAACCGGAAGAGCGAUCGUGGCGGGAAAGGUAUGUAUGUGCACAACCUCGGGGCUUGCUCUAUGUCUACUAAGGAAGAUGAACUUGUAAGUUUUUUUUAUUAUUUAUCUUUAUGUUUAUUUAUAUAAAUAUUUUAUAUAUUCCUUGGCUAAU
Raphanus sativus (radish) is the source of this 711-nucleotide messenger RNA. RefSeq lists its product as uncharacterized. The transcript has 3 exons. The coding region runs from base 132 to 686 and encodes 184 amino acids. Lineage: Eukaryota; Viridiplantae; Streptophyta; Magnoliopsida; Brassicales; Brassicaceae. The record is from RefSeq and is a predicted model, not a curated record.